Messenger RNA from Adineta steineri, 1479 nucleotides. The record is from the annotation of a GenBank genome assembly. Lineage: Eukaryota; Metazoa; Rotifera; Eurotatoria; Adinetida; Adinetidae.
AUGCGUCGACCUGAUCGUACAUUUGAUCCAUAUGCUGAAAGUCCAGUAGAUGGUGUCAUAGCUGCAUUUUGUAGUGUACGAGUUAUAUCAGGUCAAUUUUUAUCAGAUAAAAAAAUUGGUACAUAUGUUGAAGUUGAUAUGUAUGGUUUACCAGCUGAUACAAUUCGUAAAGAAUAUCGUACUAGAACAAUUCCAGCUAAUGGACUUAAUCCAAGAUAUGAUGAAAGUGUUUUUGAAUUCCGAAAAAUUGUUCUUCCGGAUUUAGCUAUUUUACGUAUUGCUGUUUAUGAAGAAACAGGAAAACUUAUAGGACAACGUGUUUUACCAUUAGAUGGUUUACAAGCUGGUUAUAGACAUAUAUCUUUACGUACAGAAGGAAAUUUUCCUUUAUCAUUACCAACAAUAUUUUGUCAAAUUAUUCUUAAAUCUUAUGUACCUGAUGGUUUAUCUGCAUUUGUUGAUCAAUUAAAUCAACCAUUAUUAAUAAAAAAAACUGAAGAUGUUAAUUCAUCUAUUAGCAAUUCAGCGGAUGGUGGUACAACAUCAGGUAGUUCAUCUGCACGACGAGCACGUCCUAUUGAUUCCAGUUCAACUUCAACACCAUCAUUAGAUUCAAAAGCAACGACAACAUCAACUGGUGCUAGUAGUAUUUCAACUAAUACACUAUCAACGGCAGAUACAACAAGUCUUGCAUCAACAAUUAAAUCUAAAACACCAACUGAAAUAAUUAUUCCAAUAACAUUAGAAUAUCUACGUGAACAUAAAAAUUUUUGUAAAUUAAAACAUAAACAAGAUAAAGAAAUAAUAUUAAUGAAAAAAAAACAUGCUAAAGAACAAAGUGUAAUUGGUGAACAACAAUCGAAAAUAAUGAAUAAAGUUAAAACUGAAUGUGAAAAAUUAACAAGAUCACCUAUGAUAAAUAGUGGAAAUUCAAGAAAAGAUUUAAGCAAUGGCAUUAAUUCAUCUGGAGUAAAAAGUGAUCCAAAAUUAAUGGAUUUAAUUAAUGAACAAAAUGUUGAAUGGACAACACUCGUACAAAGACAAUUGAUAGAAAUGAAUACAGUACGACGACAACAUACAAAAGAACAAUGUGAUUUAUUACGUCUUUUACUUGAUGAAACACAAAAAACACAAGUAAAAGAAAUAACUGAAAGACAUUUAAAAGAAAAGAAAGAUCUUGAAUUAAAUCAAGUACGACAAAAUAUUGAAGAUAGUAAACGACUUGGUUCAGAAAAGAAUAUAAGAAAUAAAUCUGAACUUGAUCGUCGUGUACGAGAAUUAAAAUCUAAUAAUACAAAAAAAUUUCUCGAAGAACGAAAACGACAAAUGAUGAAACAAGAACGAGAAAAAGAAAAUUUAACUAAAUCACAUGAAACACAAAAAACAACUCUUCUAGCUGAAAUUGAUAAGAUGCUCGAGUACAGUCUCAAUUAUCAAGAUGAAACACCAAUGGCUCGAUUUCCAUCAUCAUCUGUAUAA